Molecule: messenger RNA, 675 nt
Organism: Asparagus officinalis (garden asparagus)
Lineage: Eukaryota; Viridiplantae; Streptophyta; Magnoliopsida; Asparagales; Asparagaceae
Product: non-specific lipid-transfer protein 1-like
Exons: 2
Coding region: 59-409 (116 amino acids)
Biological process (GO): lipid transport
Cellular component (GO): membrane
Molecular function (GO): lipid binding
Source: RefSeq, a predicted model, not a curated record
CGCCAUUUCCUUCAUCAUCCUCAUCACCCAAUUCAAUUAAAUACAAAUUAACAUCGAAAUGGCUCGCUCCGCUGCUCUCUUCGCAAUCCUCUUCGCCUUCGCCUGGUCCGCCGCCCCCUACGCAGAGGGAGCGAUCACGUGCGGGGCAGUAGAUUCCAAGAUCGGGCCGUGCGUGAGCUAUGUCAUGGGCAAGGGGCCCCUGCCCGCUGGGUGCUGCAGCGGUAUCAGGUCGCUGAAUUCAAUGGCGAAAAGCACUCCCGAUCGCCAGCAGGCCUGCAACUGCCUCAAGUCCGCAGCUGCUAAACUCCCCGGUCUGAAAGUACCCCUUGCUGCUGGGCUCCCUGGAAAAUGUGGUGUUAGCCUCCCCUACUCCAUUAGCACUUCCAUCAACUGCGCCACAGUGCACUGAGGAGUCUCAGGAGCUCCUUCAGAGCUUUAGGUACGUAGAGGGGUCUGAAGAAUAAAUCGGAGGCUUGCCCGAACGUUCUAGUGUUGUGCAAAUUUCCGUUGUACGUAAUUCUGUCUGUUUCAUGAGUCCAUCCGUGUUGUCUUGCUAGCACCCUUUGUUGUGGUGUCAUGGGUUUGUUUCGUUUGCUUUAGUGUCAUUGUGGUGGUCUUGGUACAGUAAUAUAUGUCUUUAAAUAUAUAUACAUAAUGAAUAAAUAUUUGAGUAAA